Mesitornis unicolor (brown roatelo) is the source of this 855-nucleotide messenger RNA. Its product is annotated as AT-rich interactive domain-containing protein 3A-like. The transcript has 6 exons. Lineage: Eukaryota; Metazoa; Chordata; Aves; Mesitornithiformes; Mesitornithidae. Gene Ontology annotation, molecular function: DNA binding. Gene Ontology annotation, biological process: regulation of transcription by RNA polymerase II. Gene Ontology annotation, cellular component: nucleus. The record is from RefSeq and is a predicted model, not a curated record. The annotation marks the transcript as partial.
CUCUACGAACUGGACGAGGACCCAAAACGCAAGGAGUUCUUGGAUGACCUUUUUGGCUUCAUGCAGAAGAGAGGGUCCCCAUGGACUCACCCCACACUCCUUUUCUCUGUGAACCGCAUCCCCAUCAUGGCAAAGCAAGUGCUGGACCUGUACACGCUCUACCGGCUGGUGACAGAUAAGGGUGGCCUGGUCGAAGUCAUCAACAAGAAGAUCUGGCGGGAGAUCACCAAGGGCCUCAACCUGCCUACCUCCAUCACCAGCGCGGCCUUCACCCUCCGCACGCAAUACAUGAAGUACUUGUACCCCUACGAAUGUGAGAAGCAGGCGCUCAGCUCUCCUGGUGAGCUCCAAGCUGCCAUCGACAGCAACCGGCGGGCGGGACGGAGGCAGACUUUCGGCACGGCGCUCUUCAACUACUCACCAGCCGGCACCCCAACCCUGCUGGGGUCCCCCAAAAUGCCUCUGCCAGCUCUUAGCAUCUCCACGCACAGCUGCAGCCAGCUUGGCCAAGUGCACACUGUUAAGAAAGAGGAGCAGCAGCGGCUGGUGCAACAUGCACUGCAACACAACCUCCUGGCUGUGGCCUCCCAAUUCCCCAUGAACGUCAAGAUCUCCAACCGAGAUGACAGACAGGAGACCGCAUUGAACCUGUCCACCAACGGCAUUAGCAGUAUCAACAUGUCAAUAGAAAUAAAUGGAGUUGUCUACACAGGUGUCCUGUUUGCCCGCCGGCCCCAGGCACCCCCAGCACCUGGUGGAGGGAGCACCCAGAGCCGGCUGAACCCCAUGCCCACCCCAAACCCACUACUUCCAAGCCCCUCGCACAGCCACACUCCCACCAGCACCUCACCGUAG